Molecule: messenger RNA, 1674 nt
Organism: Lichtheimia ornata
Lineage: Eukaryota; Fungi; Mucoromycota; Mucoromycetes; Mucorales; Lichtheimiaceae
Exons: 2
Coding region: 1-1674 (557 amino acids)
Molecular function (GO): protein binding
Source: RefSeq, a predicted model, not a curated record
AUGCAACAACGCCAUUUCACAGCAUUCUAUUUUCUUUUGAUAUUAAGGACUUGGAGUGUCCGAGGACAAAGUGAUGGAUGUCUAUCACUUGAAGGAUCGAAAGCGUGUCCUGCAUAUAGUCGAUAUUAUCUCCCGCUUGUUGAGCUCGACGGCCGAUAUCCUUUUCUAGCGCAUGUCACCGACCUUGAUUCCUUUGAUCGAAUGCUCUUUGAUUAUGCUCAAUCAAACAACUUUUAUAUGGAUCGAUUUGGAUGUCAUAGCACCCAACGUGUACCUUACGCCCGCUAUUCACUUACGAGACUUUGCGCCAUGGUUGUUCACGAUGUCGCCUAUACUUCUCCGCACUGCAACGCCGACCAUGCUGUAGCACCUGUUCCACCUUUAUGUGAACGUACUUGCGAAGCUUGGAUGGAUAGCAUCUUGUCCAAUAUCAGAUACCGAUGCUUUAAUAGUGACCCGAAUUAUGGUUCUGUUAUGGAUUAUUCGUUCAUGGAGCAAUGCUUGGACCGAAGCUCUGUUGACAAUUGCAUUUCCGGGGAACAAAACGAACCUGAUCAUUGUGGAUUUCAAGGGAAUACAGCGAGUGCAUGUCAAUAUUGUCGCUACAAUCAGACUGACGCAUGUUGCAAUGAUAUGGCAUGCGGUGCUUUAUCGGGAGGUGACAUUGCCGGCAUCGUGGUUGGAUGUGUGGUUGGAGCAGCAAUGAUAGCUUUGGCUCUGUUUUGCCUAUGUUCGAUGCGACGACGCGUGCUCAGUAGACGAAAAAGCAGCAACAAUCAAUUCCAAUUCAAGACGUAUGAAGCAGCUCCUCUUGAUGAAGAUGAAUAUGAUAAGCAUGAUUCCAAUAUUCCUCUCACACACAACCUUGGUGGUAACGAUACAACACAAGACACCCAUCACACCAAUACAACGCCUGCUGCUUCCAAGGAGCCGAUGAUGGAUGAUGCAUCAGAGAUACCACCUACAACAGCAGCUACUACUAUGACUCCCCCUCUUUCGCCACCUCAACAACCACGACCUGAAGAUUUGUAUUUUGUUGUUUAUCCUUAUCCACCACAAAUGGGGGAUGAAUUGGCAUUGCAUGCAGGUGACUUGAUAUGUUUGGCAGUAUCAUUUGACGAUGGAUGGGCCAUUGGAUACAAUGUCAUGACCGGGCUCAAGGGAGCAUUUCCAAUGGUAUGCGUAACACCUGCGCCACCGGAUUUGAUCAUGGAUGAGCCACCACCACCAUCAUCAUCACAAUCAUUAUCCAUCAAGAACGAUGAUGAUGAUGAUGAUGAUGAUGAUGAAUCGAACAAGCCAUGCCACCACCACCAUGAUGACGAUCCUAUUACGUCGAAACCAACAAAGAUGGUGACACAGCCGAAUCAACUGAAACUUUUAAAUGUCGAUCGAAUCCGUGAAAAGGUGCGACGAUCCAUGAGUCUUGGCAAUUUGCCACCCACUUUUGCGACAAUGACGCAGCACCGCCACAUACCCAGACGCACCGCUAGUAUGCGUAAUACCAAUCUCUAUAAUCCUGCUGAGGCUGAUGAUAAUAGUCCCACUUCUCCCAAUACUCCCUUCUUUGAUAUGAACGCUGCCGCUGAUGAAGAUAUUGUUCCUUUGUCUAAAGCAGUUGUACGAUCCCCACCACCCCAACAAUUACAUAAAGAUAACAUUGUCUCUUUAUAA